AUGACAAUUGUUGUCUUCACUGCGCUCUCGAUUCAAGCAAUCUUCUGGCAACAAAUGGUCCUUGAUCUUCAUGUCUCUUAUACACAGCUAAACCAAGCCAUGUCGGUCAAUUUUGUCGGUUUAGCAACCGGCUGCGUAUUGUUCAUCCCAUUGGCUAAGAAAUACGGCCGGCGACCGGUGUACAUUGUUUCCAUUGCUAUCAUGUUCGCCACAUCUUUUUGGACGUCCAGGCUCGAGAGUCUUGCGGAGCUCUACAUUACAAAUCUGCUUCAGGGCUUGGCUGGUGCUACCAAUGAGGCUAUCGUGGAGAUCACAAUUUCAGAUUUAUUCUUCGUGCACCGCCGAGGAAGUAUGAACGGUCUGUAUAUGACUAUGGUCAUGAUCGGGAGUUUCUUGACACCCAUGGCAGCAGGAGCGCAGGCAACAAGGCAAGGAUGGCGGUGGUCGUACCAAACACUGGGGAUCUUUAACGCGAUCUUCUUCCUUGUGUUUCUGUUCCUCUAUGAAGAGACAAAAUAUGUUCCGGUCUUGAACGGGCAACCCAGAGCCGGCCAAGACACUGAAGGGGACCUUUCCGCUCCUGCCGAUCCAAUCCAGAAGUCCGCCGUGCAGUCAGACACGAAAGCUGCUCUUCCAGUCGAGCCAAACAGCCUUAAUCAUGAAUUAGAUUUCAGCAUUCCUAUGAAUACGUGGCGAAAGCGCCUCACCCUAUGGACUCCCUCCCCCGAGCCCAUGUGGCCUUAUUUCUACCGCCCCUUCUACGUGUUGUUCAGCUUCCCGACUGUGUUCUUCACUGGAAUUCAGUAUGCUUCUGGUGUGGCGUGGCUGACUAUCACUGCGAACGUUAUGGCGCUGGUCUACCCAUUGCCCCCAUACGGUUUCACACCUGAGCAGAUUGGGUACAUGAGUCUUGGCCCGUUUAUUGGCAACCUCAUCGGCGCCUUUUACGGUGGAUUACUCGGAGACCGUUCUAUUCUUUACUUCUCUAGGAGAAAUAAGGGUCUCUAUGAGCCCGAAAUGCGUUUGUAUAUUUUGCAUCUCCCUGCGAUCUUUAUGGCUGGAAGUUUGAUUAUGUUCGGCAUGACUCUUUCGCGGGGUAUGCAUUGGACUUACCCUAGCAUUGCCGGAGCUUUCUUCGGAUUUGGACUGGGCAGUAUAGGCAAUGCCACUUUGACACUGGUGAUUGAUAGUUACCGUGAUAUUACCGGUGACGCCUUCACGGGAAUAGCAUUCCUCCGUAACGCCAUCAGUAUUGGUAUUCCAUUUGCAAUUUCGCCCUGGAUUAAGCGCGAUGGUCUCCAGAAUAUGUUCAUUGCCUGCGGAUUCAUCAAUUUGGGUAUCUCGCUGCUCAUCAUUCCUAUGGUGUUCUACGGCAAGAAGUCUCGCCGUGGCUUGGCGACACGCUACUAUCGUCUCGUGGAACAGCAGGGUCACUCGCAUGGUGGGUGA
Molecule: messenger RNA, 1449 nt
Organism: Penicillium egyptiacum
Lineage: Eukaryota; Fungi; Ascomycota; Eurotiomycetes; Eurotiales; Aspergillaceae
Source: the annotation of a GenBank genome assembly